This is a messenger RNA of Desarmillaria tabescens, 1269 nucleotides long. RefSeq lists its product as uncharacterized. Bases 365 to 1135 code for a protein of 256 amino acids. The record is from RefSeq and is a predicted model, not a curated record. Gene Ontology annotation, molecular function: DNA-binding transcription factor activity, RNA polymerase II-specific; RNA polymerase II cis-regulatory region sequence-specific DNA binding. The transcript has 4 exons. Gene Ontology annotation, biological process: regulation of DNA-templated transcription; cell differentiation; anatomical structure morphogenesis. NCBI's taxonomy places the organism in Eukaryota, Fungi, Basidiomycota, Agaricomycetes, Agaricales, Physalacriaceae.
CGCUAACCUGAGGUAUCGGUGAUCAUAUGUCCGUGCCUCACCUUUGUGCCCGACCUCUUCUAGACCUCAAUUCUCCAGAUUGCUGAAUAUCUUUCGGAACCUCACCCGCCCCUGGGCCACACACAUUGGCAGCUGCAUGCCUGGCUACUCUGUGUAGACGAAAAAGAUUGAAUAUCUAACAGCGCCAACGUAACAACGGCCUCUUGUCCACAGCGGGAGGUCGUUUGAAUACUUAGCCAAGUCAGCGACAGUUCAGAAAUUUCCCUCCCCGCAAUUUGUUCCCCCACUCCUCCUUCUUUUCGUCUCGGCGGUGCGGUACUCGAUCAAUUCCAUCAUCUUCAGCCAAUUCAUCGUUGCUUCUCGAAUGCCCCGCGCCAUUCAAUCCAGCUACGUCAGUACCAUGAGAUCUUCCGCAGAUCCCACUUCGCCGUUGACACCAGAUGGUUCCGAUCAUGCUAGUUUGUUCCCCGCGUAUGGAGAAUUCGUCGACUGCGAAGCUUUGAGAGCUCAGACUCUCAAUGCUGAUGGAACGCCCAAGCGACCAAUGAAUGCGUUCAUGAUCUUUGCCCGUCUGAGGCGCCCACAAAUCUCUGCCGAAGAUCAUAGUCUCCGCACUGGGGACAUCAGCAAGAUUUUGAGUAAAGAAUGGGCCACAAUGUCCUUUAGCGACAAGGAAUGGUACCAAGACCAGGCUAAAAAGCUGAAGGUGGAGUUCAAGAAAAAGUAUCCUCAUUAUGUCUACCGUCGCAAGUCCACUCGUAGACGGCAGCAACUUCCUUCUGACUCAGCUGUUGGUCGCAUUGACGAUAGCGCUGCGUGGCAAUCUGGAUGGUUAGAAAGUCAAGAGAGCGACCUGGAAGAUUCAUGGUCGGGACGUUCUGUUAUGGAGGAUCCGGCACUGGAUGCGAUAAUGAGUGCACGGGCCAGCCAGCUCCUGCAUGAAGAUACUUACAGGAUGCGUAGAGAGGUGUCCUAUUCCAAGUUGUAUGGGACGAACGAUGUUCUUCGUCGUCUAUCACAGUUUCCUCCCGCUCAUGUUCCAUCGUACCACGUCCCUAGCUUCUUAGAUACCUCGUUUUGCGCGGGUCCAUCGAACUCGCCCUACAGGACGCCUAUGACCCAUUCCUUUACCUGAUACUCCCAGGCAUGGCAUAUCAACCAUUCCCUACGCUCUGUUACGACUAUGAUACAUGUAAUCUUCCUCACGAACAUCUUUUGAAUAUUGCUAUACUUCUGCACUACUGUAGCACCGUUUGUACUUCUGUAACA